AUGGACGUGAACUUCGUAGCUGUGUCUCCGGGAGUGCAUGUACUGCCUGACGGUCGGGUAGUCGAGGCUGGCCGUGUCCAGACGCUGCAGCGGCAAGCCGCGGACUGCAGACCCUUGGACUUUCCUCACCGGGCGUGGGAGUGGGUCUCCUUCUUACAUCCAUUUCAAGUGCCUCCGACGUGUCUUGUCAUGAUGCAAACGCUGAACAACGCGGUGACGCAUGUCCCGAUGAAGCCCUGGCUGGUUGCAGCCAUAGGGGGGGUAAAUUUGACGGGAAUGGAGGUGGCCCUGGAUUCAACGAAGAACACGGAAGACGGCAGUGUGAACUCGCCAGAGGAGGUCGGUUACAUUGCUUUCGAUUCCCAACCAUACACAAACUCUGCCGAGAUCUUGGCCGAUUCCCCACCGUCACCGAUCCCGUACGUGGUCAUGACCACUGGGAUCCUUCCUUAUUUGGGAUGGGGCGACGGCGCUAGGUCAGAACAAUACGUGAGCUUCACAAGAACUUUUUCAAACGCCAGUUCCGUGGUGGUAGUCGCCGGCCAGGGCAGCCGCAACGCACCUGAUGGGGCCUGGCUUCGCCACUUUGCGACAAAUGCCGCAGACGCCAGGAUCUUCGCAGAUGAGAAUGACGCAGAGGUCAAUGCCGUCAGUGCGGGCCCUGUGCAAUUUGUUACUGGGUCAUGGAUGGCGACUUCUGCCGACAGCGACGGCAAAGUUCACUUUUUUAAUCUCUCCGGAGGGGUUGAUGCGACGAGCGUGGCCUUCCCUUCCCUCAACAUGUUUAAAGAAGACGCCGAAUUGGAGUUCGAGCUCGUGUGCAGCGAUGCCGGCAACCAGCUUCGAUCAAUAAGGGUGGGCAACUCCGCUUUGGACUCGGCAUGGACAGUGUCGGGCCUCGACGUGCAUUGCAACCCAGUGAGCGACCAGUGGCAGAAUGUCACAGUGCCUCUUUGGAACGGAGACGUAUCCUUUGUGGGCGAUAUUCCUUGGAGUGACUUUUCGAAGCUGGAGCUCUUAGCGCAGUCGCCUGGACCUGUGUCGUUUCAGAUCGCGAACAUCGCGAUCCGAAUUGUCCGACCUGCAUGCACGUCUGAGAGGGCCAAAUCUGAUACGGCAGAGACGAUCUGCCUGGUGGCUUUUGCUGACAGCUUCACUGUCGAGAUUGUAGGGACGACAACGACAACAACAACAACCACUUCCAUAUCAUCAACCUCAAGCACCCGCACGCAAACGACAAAGACGAGCACGAGCACAAGUACAGCCAGCAGCACCAGCUCGAGUUCUAGUCAUAGUCGUAGCACCACGACUACGAGAAGCAGCAGCAGUACCAGUGCCAGCACUAGAACGACCUCAUCAAGCUCCAGCACCGUCUCAAGCUCAAGCAGCGCAACAACAACAGGAAGCAGGAGCAGCACAAGUACGACCAGCAGCAGCUUGAGCACAACCAGCACAAGUUCCCGGACAGACUCCUCGUACUCGAGCACGAGCUCCAGCACACGCUCCCACACAAGUUCGUGCACAAGCUCCGGCACAAGCUCCACCACAACUCCCAGCACGAGCUCCAGCACAAGUUCCGGCACAAGCUUCACCACAACUUCGAGCACGAGCUCCAGCACAACUUCCGGCACAAGCUCCACCGCAACUUCCAGCACGAGCUCUCGCCCCAGUUCCAGCAUAAGCAGCACGACCGGAAGCAGCUCGAGUACCAGCAUUUCCUCAAGUAGUUCGCCGACGAGCACCACGAGCACUCUCACUGCGAACAGCCGCGAUGUGUCGAAUUCCUUGCAGCGCUACACCAACCUCUUGCUAAGUCAGCUUCCCGAGGAUGGCAACGCCACGGUGGUCGUCACCGAGUUGGGUACGAUGGCAGCCAUGAGGCCACUUGUGGGCAACGGAAGCUUCGUCGCAAUCCUGGAAGGAAGCCCUGCUGCCACUGUGCUUCCGUUGAAGGUGCUUGGAGAAGAGGACGACUAUGCGCUGGUGAUGACGACUUUUGAUGGAGCAGUCGGCAACGAAAGCCUGGGUUCCGGGCUGAAGGUGCGAACGGACAGAGGACGGCCUCUGUCCUCAGCCGUGCCGGCAGUUGACAUCUCGCUUGUAAACAUUCGCACUUUGAGUGCGAAGGAGGUGAAGGUCGCGGACGUCAUCUCGCCCAUCUACGUGCGGCUGACUGACGAAACGCCAGACCCCAAGUGGCUCUGUGCGUAUUUGGACGGUGAGACUUGGUCCACGGAGGGGGUCCGCUUGGCGACGGCUGCAGAGCUGGCAGAAGCCUUCCCGAACGGAGCGAACACUUCGGGCACCUGGUGCGCCACACUCCACUUGACGGUCUUCACAGCCUUUGUGGACCUGCUGCUGGACUGCACGAGCCCUUGGCAGCAAUCCAACAGCCAGUUUCGUUUGAUCAGAGAAACAGGUUUUCUUGGGGCUUGCGUUGCUAAGUUCUUCCGUUGA
Molecule: messenger RNA, 2457 nt
Organism: Symbiodinium sp. CCMP2456
Lineage: Eukaryota; Dinophyceae; Suessiales; Symbiodiniaceae
Source: the annotation of a GenBank genome assembly